Molecule: messenger RNA, 681 nt
Organism: Acanthosepion pharaonis
Lineage: Eukaryota; Metazoa; Mollusca; Cephalopoda; Sepiida; Sepiidae
Source: the annotation of a GenBank genome assembly
AUGCCCUUUCAUUUGAUUAAGUGUCGUAAACAGCACCUGCUUUCCCCUUUGCAAACUUGCCCGUUUGACACUAAGCAUCUUGUUCCACAGCAAGAAAUGCCUUUUCACAUGUCCAUGUGUGAAGCUAAGGUAAUUCUUGGGCUUGACAUUGCCAACAAUAUAGCACAACAAGAGAGUUGGCAAGAAAAGUUGGAGGCUUGCCACCAAAUGCCAGAAACAUCUCUCCCUAUCAAAUCCCUUUCCUUUCUUUUUUUUUUUAUAUACUUUUUCUUCUUCUUUGUCGCCUCGUCCAGACGUCUCUGCUUACCCCUUUUUUUUUCUAACUCUGUAUAUUCUUUUUCCUCUCCUUCUCCCUCCGCUAUCGUUUCCUUUUUGUUUUCUCUUUUCUUCCUCUUUCCUCUCCUAUUUUUCUUUCCUUCAGUUACAUUUCUUUUUCUUUUCUAUCCGAUUCGUCAUCUUUCUUCACCCGACUUACAUUUCAUUUCAGGGGUUUCGUUAUGUAUUGUUUUUACUUUGCCGCCAUUUUGCAUGGUUUUCUUUUUUCUUCUCUCUCUCUCUCUCUCUCGUCUAUUUUCUUUUUCUUUCCUUUUCUUUAUAUUUCAAUCGCUUAUGUAUGGUCAGAGACUAACCUUUUACCCCAGUCUUUUAGCGGAUGAAGAAUUAUUAUUAUUGCAAGUAUGA